AGGCUUUCCCCGUGGGUGAAUUUCCCCGGGUCCGGCUGUAUGCCGAUUCUCAAGAAGUUUUUGUAACACCGCCAGAGUUAUAAAAGCACAUCCAUUCCCCUGCUUCGCUUCGGUUCAUUUCUCCCGUUCGCCGUGUUCCCUUUUGGUGGUUAACUUGCCGUCUUCCAUUCGCCCUCCUGUUCUUUCCUGUCCAUCGCUGGACACACCAUCUCUUUCUUCUUCUUCUCUCUUUCGCACACCCAUACACCUGUGAACCCUGUGCGAGGUUGACCCAGCAGCUCUAUCACCAUGGGCGACGCUGUAGCUCCAAACGCCCUCGCCGAUACCAUGCGAGUGGAGGCACCCGUCACCUUCAAGACUUAUAUGAUGUGUGCCUUUGCCGCCUUUGGUGGUAUCUUUUUCGGUUAUGAUUCCGGUUAUAUUAACGGUGUCAUGGGCAUGAGUUAUUUCAUCCAAGAAUUUGAAGGCUUGGAUCCUGCCACCACCGAUCCGAAUCAUUUCGUUGUCUCAUCGUGGAAGAAAUCCUUGAUCACAUCCAUCUUGUCGGCAGGCACAUUCUUCGGUGCACUGAUUGCUGGAGACCUUGCUGACUGGUUUGGACGUCGGAUCACUAUCGUCUCCGGUUGUGCUAUCUUCAUCGUUGGUGUCAUUUUGCAGACCGCAUCAACCACCGUAGCUCUUCUCGUGGUGGGACGUCUGAUUGCGGGAUUCGGUGUCGGUUUCGUGUCGGCCAUCAUUAUCCUGUAUAUGUCGGAGAUUGCUCCUCGCAAGGUCCGCGGUGCCAUUGUGUCUGGAUACCAGUUCUGUAUCACCAUCGGUCUGAUGCUGGCUUCUUGUGUCGACUACGCCACCCAAAAUCGCACGGACUCCGGUUCCUAUCGCAUUCCGAUUGGCAUUCAGAUUGCCUGGGCCCUCAUUCUCGGUGGUGGUUUGCUCCUCCUACCGGAAUCGCCCCGUUAUUUCGUCAGAAAGGGCCAGCUCGAGAAGGCGUCAUAUGUCCUCGCUCGUGUCCGUGGUCAGUCCGAGGAUUCAGAGUAUAUCAAACAGGAGCUGGCGGAGAUCGUUGCCAACAAUGAAUAUGAGAUGCAAGCGAUGCCCCAGGGCGGCUACUUCACAACCUGGCUGAGCUGUUUCCGUGGAAGUCUCUUCCACCCCAACAGCAAUCUCCGCCGUACCAUCCUGGGUACUUCUCUUCAGAUGAUGCAGCAAUGGACCGGUGUCAACUUCGUGUUCUACUUCGGUACCACAUUCUUUACCUCGCUCGGAACGAUUUCAGAUCCUUUCCUGAUUAGCAUGAUCACCACCAUUGUCAAUGUUUGCUCGACUCCCGUCUCGUUCUACACCAUGGAGAAGAUCGGACGUCGUCCCCUGCUGUUGUGGGGUGCUCUUGGUAUGGUUAUCUGCCAGUUCAUUGUCGCCAUUACCGGUACCGUCGUCGGUGACAAGGGCGGUAACAACGCUGCCGUCAGCGCGGAGAUUUCUUUCAUCUGCAUUUACAUCUUCUUCUUCGCCAGCACCUGGGGUCCUGGCGCAUGGGUAGUCAUCGGCGAGAUCUUCCCUCUGCCCAUUCGUUCGCGUGGUGUGGCUCUGUCCACUGCGUCUAACUGGCUUUGGAACUGCAUCAUCGCUGUCAUCACUCCGUACAUGGUCGACCAAGACAAGGGCGACCUCAAGUCCAAGGUGUUCUUCAUCUGGGGUGCCCUCUGCACCUGCGCCUUCAUCUACACCUACUUCCUCAUCCCGGAGACCAAGGGGCUCACCCUCGAGCAGGUCGACAAGAUGAUGGAGGAGACCACUCCGCGGACCUCUGCCAAGUGGAAGCCUCACACCACCUUCGCGGCUGACAUGGGAUUCACCGAGAAGGACAUCACCGACAAAGUCCACGUCGCCCAUCGGGAAGUCUAAUCCACUCUAAUGGGGGGUCAGUGGGGAGUCGUUUUGGUUUCGGGAGGAGGGGUGUUCUGCACUUUACUUUUCUCUCUAUCUUUUUUUUUAAUUCACUGGUUAUCAGCUAUGAACUCAUACCCAUGAUUUUACGCGUCAUGUCGUUUUAAUGUCCUGGCAGAACUGAGAGGAUGACCGAGAGGUGUACCAUUAAUCAAUACUCACCUUCUUCAACUAUAGUGCAUGCUUUUGAUCCAUUGUAGGUUGUUAAACGACAACCUUAAACUCUUGAGAGUGUAGGGUAAUUCGGCUUUCUUCCGUGGAGAUUCCGUGGGUCACGCUAAGGCUACUAGUACACUAGUGGUUACUGUACGGAGUACGGAGUAGGUAGACCGUAAAAGUAACUCAACAACAACAAAUCUUGAUGAACCAAGUGGGUUUCCCGAUGCAGGGGCACUAAUACAUUCCGAUACCGUAUUUGUGACCGGAAUCGUCGAUUCUUAGAGGAUAUGUACAUACUAGCAAGUCAGUUUCAAUCAAAUCUUCGGUGUCGGGAGGAAAAAAGUCUCUCUAAUAUCCAUGUUGCCGUCAGGAAUGGGGAGACUCUGUCUAUGAGGCUGAGUAGAGUAUAUGUAUUUUACCUCUGUAAAGUGCCUCGGUAUCGAAUCU
This is a messenger RNA of Aspergillus pseudotamarii, 2553 nucleotides long. RefSeq names its product sugar porter family MFS transporter. The transcript is spliced from 5 exons. Bases 289 to 1905 code for a protein of 538 amino acids. The record is from RefSeq and is a predicted model, not a curated record. Gene Ontology annotation, molecular function: carbohydrate:proton symporter activity. NCBI's taxonomy places the organism in Eukaryota, Fungi, Ascomycota, Eurotiomycetes, Eurotiales, Aspergillaceae. Gene Ontology annotation, cellular component: membrane. Gene Ontology annotation, biological process: transmembrane transport; carbohydrate transport.